Molecule: messenger RNA, 2062 nt
Organism: Colossoma macropomum (tambaqui)
Lineage: Eukaryota; Metazoa; Chordata; Actinopteri; Characiformes; Serrasalmidae
Product: gastrula zinc finger protein XlCGF7.1-like
Exons: 2
Coding region: 601-1518 (305 amino acids)
Source: RefSeq, a predicted model, not a curated record
UUGUGUUUGGGGGAGACUCUGAAACGGAGACUCAGUCUGAGAUUAAAGAGCUGUAAGUGCUGCUUUAAGCUGGUUUCAGUCCUUAUAUGUCGGUCUAACUGACUGAUGAGGGUCUUUAAAUGUCUGUUAGAGCCUCAUUGAUGGAAACGCUGCUCAUCCUGCAGUGAUUUAGAGGAGGAGCUGCUGCAGUAAAGUCGGUUAGUGGUUCUGAUUCUGUCAGCUGGAACUCCGGAACGCAGUAACGCACAUCUGCACACUCCGCUGCGUUUUGUUAGUCCUGAUUUUUGUGAAUUCAGAUGACGUCAUUUUCCACGCUAAAACCCGCCAAUAUUCUAAAGCUUAUAACUUCAGAAGUUGAGCUCUCAGACGAAUGAAACCAGGUUCAAACUGUCCGGACUGAUCAGUGAAAAAUCUCAGCUCUUAUUUUGCUCCGUGGUCUGAGUGGACCGCGAGAAAGGAAACUGAUCAGAAAUGAAUGAUGUCCUGUUUCAGUACUUCUCCUGCACUUUCUUGCUUAGCUUAAAUUUGCUUCCGUAAACACAUCAGGACAUUCCACAACCAGGAAAGUUAAGCUGCUGAAACGGAUGAUUAUAUAAGAAUAUGGCAUCCGGCACCCUCCACAUGAACACAUCUCACAGACAAACACAGAAAUGCAGCAAGGGAAGAAAUCACUACUGCUUGGAGUGUGGAAAGAGGUUUACUGUACGGAGUGCUCUCAAAGUACACCAGCGAAUUCACACAGCAGAGAAACCAUAUCAUUGUUUAGAGUGUGGACAGAGUUUUAAUGUACAGAGUGCUCUCCAAAAACACCAGCGCAUUCACACAGGAGAGAAGCCGUAUCACUGCUCAGAGUGUGGGAAGAGGUUUACUCAAAAGAGUAAUCUCCAAAACCACCAACGCAUUCACACAGGAGAGAAGCCGUAUCACUGCUCAGAGUGUGGACAGAGUUUUAAUCGACAAAGUACUCUCCAGGAUCACCAGCGCAUCCACACAGGAGAGAAACCGUAUUACUGCUCAGAGUGUGGACAGAGUUUUACAGUACAGAGUGCGCUCAAAACACACCAGCGAAUUCACACAGGAGAGAAACCGUAUCACUGCUCAGAGUGUGGAAAGAGUUUUACUCAAAAGAGUAAUCUCCAAAACCACCAGCGUAUUCACACAGGAGAGAAACCGUAUCACUGCUCAGAGUGUGGAAAGAGUUUUACUGAACAGAGUAAUCUCCAAAAACACCAGCGCAUUCACACAGGAGAGAAACCGUAUCACUGCUCAGAGUGUGGACAGAGUUUUACUGGACAGAGUGCUCUCAAAACACACCGGCGCACUCACACAGGAGAGAAGCCGUAUCACUGCCCAGAGUGUGGACAGAGUUUUACAGUACAGAGUUCUCUCAAAACACACCAGCGCACUCACACAGGAGAGAAACCGUAUCACUGCUCAGACUGUGGACAGAGUUUCAGGCAUUCAAAGACUGUAAAGACACACAAGUGCACUAAGAGCUGUGGUGGAAAUCAGCAGUAAGGAGUGUAGCCUUAAUACAUUCUGGGUAUAAAAGUCUGCAGGAAAUGAUGAUUUGGUGAUUCUGUAUUUGGGGAAAAACACCUCUUGUUGUUUUACACUUGUUUUAAAAUGUAUGCAUAAAAUGAAAUGGAAUUUCCUGAGCUGAACACCAAGUCAAGCCUAAAGCAGUGGUACUGCAUAUUCUCCCCAAAAUGAGUUUUAUUUGUAUUAUAUGUGGAGAACGAUUGAGCCCCACAUUCAACUAUCAGAGGCUUUUUACUUUCUAAUUUAGUAGAUCUAAGCUAUUAUAGUGUUUCUGAUGCGAUGGUGGAUGCUUUCACACACAUUUGACUGUGUGCUUGGCUCUUUAUCCUUCUCUUUUUAUCUUUUAGCCUGCUGAUUUAUUUUCUUUUAGCUUCUGUUAAGCCUUUGCAUGUGAGGUAAUGUAUGUAUUUGUGAAGGUGUUAACCUGUUGAGAUUAUUUUUUAUGGUCUUGAAAAAAGUCCUAUUAAAUUUCAUGAUCUAUUCUUUUUUUGAAAAAAGAAUAGAUCAUGUCACGCUGCAA